Molecule: messenger RNA, 5221 nt
Organism: Fundulus heteroclitus (mummichog)
Lineage: Eukaryota; Metazoa; Chordata; Actinopteri; Cyprinodontiformes; Fundulidae
Product: zinc finger protein 729
Exons: 2
Coding region: 318-4466 (1382 amino acids)
Biological process (GO): regulation of DNA-templated transcription
Molecular function (GO): DNA-binding transcription factor activity, RNA polymerase II-specific; RNA polymerase II cis-regulatory region sequence-specific DNA binding
Source: RefSeq, a predicted model, not a curated record
AGAAGAACUUGUCACCGGCUGAGAUGCGCAUGUGCAAGAUAGCUAGCUGUUUAUUAAGAGUUGCUUUAAUUGUGGUAAAAUUUCACGUUCAGGCAGCAUUAUUGUAAAAUUUCGCUCCAUUUAUUUAUUUAUUUAUUUUUUACUAAUCUUUAUUCCACCCGAGCGUUGUGGGGUGGAUUAAAUCCACAGUUUGUCUAGCGAACGUUAGCGAAAGGUGGCUAACGUUAGCAAACAGUCGCAGGGCAAGAUGGACGAGCCUUGUGCAGCCGCCGCGGUGCCGGAGGAGAGCGCUCAGAAGUCGGCCAUGGACAGAGACGAUGGAACCGCGGAGCGUCCAUCUGCAGAGGAGGCGGCUGGCAGGGCCGAGCGUUUCUGCUGUCUGGAUUGCGGCGAAGCUUUCAGCGAGGAGGCGGCGUACUCGGAGCAUCGCCACCGGCACCCUCCACAAAACCCGCAUUCAGACAGCCGGCCUGCUGGUGCACUUGCUGCUGAAAGGGACAACGAAACGCUUAUAUUUUUGCACUUGCUGUCCUCAGUCGUUUGCCGAGAUGAUGGACCUGCACUUACACAUGAAGGACCUCCAUCAGCUCUCGCCGAUCGGUCCUGGGACAACGAAGCGGCACGCCUACAAAUGCUCAGACUGCGGCAAAUCGUACACAUCGAUCGGACACUUUCUCAACCAUCAGCGCUCACACAGGCAGCCCUCCAAAUCCGUUUUUCACGACUUGGAGCAUUUGAAAAAGAAGUCGUUCCGGUGCGAGUCCUGCGGGAGGAGCUACUCCCGCGCUUCGGCCCUGGACGCUCACCGACGCUGCCACGAAGAGAAGCUGGUCAAGUCGAAGAGCAGGAGCGCCGGAGAAGCGUCUCAGGCGGCAGAGCCGGCAGCGGAAGCCAAACCGAGCGACGGUCCAACAGCGGAGGAUUGUGAAAAGCCUUUUCAGUGUUUGUGCGGCAAAGCCUUCUCCAGCACGAUGCGCCUGAAAACCCAUCAGAGGUUUAGCCGCAAACCUCUUUGCUCUCCAGAGGAGAAUAAGCAAAAACGAAAGAAGGGCUGCGGCGAGUUUUACUGCGGCGAGUGCAACAAGGCGUUCAGUGGCCACAUCGCCCUCUUCAAUCACCGGCGGUGGCACGCCAAUCACUCGGACGACUCGGCGAACAGGUUCCCCUGUGAGGAAUGCGGAAAGGUAUUCAUGACCCUGACGUUCUACUACAAACACCAGCGGACGGCACACAGCCUAGAGACGCCUUCCAAAUCCUUUCAUCACCAAGUGCGUCAGCUCCAAAAGAGGGCGUUCCAGUGUGAAGACUGUGGGCUAAAAUUCUCCCGGGCUUCGGCGCUUCAGUCCCAUCAGCUUCAGCACACGAGCGUUUUCAGAGAAACCGAGACGGCGCCUUCAGAGUCGUCCCAGAGGGUGUUGGAAAGUGUGCAGAAAGACGACGAGCGCCCGGAGGCUGCGGCGGAGGGAAGCGCGCAGCCAGAAACGUCGCCUCCCACCGGUGCGGGUGGAGAACACCAGACAGACGGCACGGACGAAGAGACGGAGAGCUACGAGCCGGGGGACUUCAUCGUACAGGUGAUUAGCGCCAGCGAGUCCGAGGACGAGGCCGUCCAAGAGCCGAACCCCGAUCUGGAGCUGCUGUGCGAAUCGGACCAGGAGUUGAGAGAGGAGGACGUUUCCCCCGGAAGUCCGGUCUCAAAACCGGAAACGGACUUGAAAAUCGUCCAGAUUGACUUUGAGCAAAGCUCGCUGUGUGCACUGAUGGGCAGCGUGGCCCAGCUGAAAUCUGCAGAGGAUAGGUUUGAUUGCCCCGAGUGUUAUCGGUCGUUUAACAACCCCUCCUCGCUGCGCGUGCACAGAAUGUGGCACGGCGUUCGUAGAAGACGGCCGAGUCCGGCCCGGUCAGAGGCAGCUGACGGUUGUGGUACAUUUCCACAGGAGAGCCAGGCCCAGAGCGGCGGUGCGACAAAUCAGGGCGACGCCGGCGUAGAAGAGAAGGCUUUCAUCUGCAGCGAGUGCGGUCAGGUUUUCUCCCAGCCGUCUGCUUUAGUGUCGCAUCAGUCGCAGCAUCCCAGAAGGAAGCAGUUCCAGUGCCCGCAUUGCGCCGCGUCCUAUUUGCACGCAGCCAGCUUGUUUAACCAUUUGAAAACCUGCCCAACACAAAAGAGGGAGAAUAUCUCCGUGAGUAAGAAAGAAUACAACCCAAAUAAAACCCUUCUGGGUCCAAAGAUCUACCAUUGCGAGCAGUGUGGGAAGGGCUUCUGGUCCUUGGGGGCGUACUCUCAUCACAAGCAACAUCUGACGGAGUGCGUGGAUCUGAGGCUCCGGAAAGGCGUGUCGGGGUCUCCGCACUCGAACGGACGCUCGCGCUCCGGCAUCAAGGUGGCGUGCCCCGUGUGCGGCAGGAAGUUCCGCCACAAGGGCAUCAUGGCGCUGCACAUGCGCAAGCACGAAAACGGCAACCACAAGUGCGAGCUCUGCGGCCGCUCCUUCCGGCUGUUUUCCAGCCUGCUCAGGCACGAGGUGGUGCACAGCGACCAGCUGCUCCCGCCGCCCGCCAAGUCCUUCCAGCAUCAGCUGGAGCAGCUGAAGAAGAACACGUACGGCUGCCCCGACUGCGGCAAGCUGUUCUCGCGGGCCAAGGCGCUGCAGUUUCACAUGAAGAGCCACGGCUACGAGACGGGCCGCUCCCCGGGGGCCGCGGCGGCUGCGAGGGAUCUGCAGUGUGCGACGUGCUUUGCCCAUUUCAGCAAGAAGUCCUCGUUAAGGGCCCACCAGAAGCUUUGCAUUAAACGAUGCGAAGAGGGAGGAGCGAAGACGGAACGGCCCGAAAACGAGGCCUCAAAAGCAGAGCGUAUGGACGGCGAGGGGCCGGAACCGUCCGAGAAAUCAAAAGAAGGGGACAGGGAAGCCCUGAAGGGGACAAAGGAGAACAACUCGGGGUCAAAUAAUCUGAGGUACAAGCGCAAGAUCUGUGACAAAGGCUCUUCAGAUGUUGGAGACCUGAACUCAAAGCAGCGCGGGAAAUCAACUUCGUCUCUCUCUGUGACGUUAAAGAUGACCAAGAAGAAGAAGAAGAAGGAGGAGCAGAGCAAAGGACUGCUGCACUGCUCGGACUGCGGGAGGCGUUUCGCCACCAAGUCUGCGCUGGGCUCCCACAGGCGAUGGCAUCGGAACAGGAAGUGUUCGCCGUCUUCGCUCAGAGAAGACGCCUCCGGCUCUGUCGGUCACACGGCCGAGGACGGAGGAGGUUUUGAGUGUGAGAAAUGCGGCAAACAUUUCUUCAACCGUCACGUCCUCCAGCGCCACUGGAUCUUUAAUCCUCGGUGCCUGACCAGGGCGGAUCCAGAAUCCAACACGGACCUGGACAGAAACGCGUCACCGGAGCAGUUUUCAUGUCCAGAGUGCGACCAGGCGUUUGAGCGAGUUUCUCUUCUGGCUUCUCACUUCCAAAGUGAGCAUCGUAAAAUUUUGGAGGCAGGAGAACCUGGUGGAGAGCCCUCAGAGCGGGUCGGUGUCCGCCCCGCUGGGAGUGAACCCUCGUCAUCAGCGGUGAAGGGUAAAAGCCAUCGCUGUCCGCUCUGCUCCAUGACCUUUGAGAAGGCGAGAGGUCUGCGUGCCCAUAAAUGGCAGGCCCACUCCCAACGCAAAAACAGCAAAAACCAGCCGCCUCCCAGAGCCAAGGUCGAGCAAACGGCCUUAAAAGACAAGGGGGACCAGGCCGAGCCCCCUGUGAUCAUCUCCAAAGAGACGAAGGACGUUCUGUCAGAUCCCCAACCUGAGACGUCUGUCCCGUGUUCUGACGCUGGGGAAAAGUCCAGCCCUGCAGACGCUCCUCCUCCCCCUAACAGGGUUUGUCCGGAGGCCAAGCAGAAGGCGGAGACCGCCGAGGCCCCGGACGAGGCUUCCCCUCCGCCCAGCUGUGUCGGCGAGCUGGCGGUGAAAUGCCUCUUCAAGUGCGAUAAAUGCGGCAAAGCCUUCCAGACCGAGGAGCAGCUGGAAAGCCACAAGAACAAGGCAAAGAGCCGGCCGUACUGCUGUGCCCUGUGCUGCCACGGCUUCUGGACGGAGAGCCAGCUGCAGCAGCACCUGGCCUGGCACGACCAGGUGCGCUGCCGCCUCCCCAACGAGGUGCGCCUGUGGCUCAGCGCCGCUGUCACCUCCAAGCCUUUCCAACGCAACGUCCCCAACGCCACCGCCGCCGCCGGCAAAGGAACAGCAUCUGCCGCCAGCGAGCUCGCCCUCGACCCCGCCGGCCUGGCGAGGCUCACCCACCGGUGCGAACACUGCGGCAACGCCCUGCAUUCGCCGGCGGCGUUGCAGAAACACAAAGCUCAGUGCGGCAGCGGCAGCCGGGCGUCGUACCGCUGCUCUCUUUGCCCCAGGAUGUUCAGACACAUCCAGGAGUUUCUCGAUCACCACCAGGAGUGUGUCCGCUCCCUCACCAGCGGCCUUAAUCCGCCCUGAAUGUAGGAACCCCGGCCUCCUGCAGCAGCUUCUCACAGAGCGUGCUCACAAGCCAAACUACAAAAGAAAACAGACUUGUUGCUCCUUUCCACACCUGCGUGACGUGUCCGGCUCCCUGUUCUCAGGCUUUUCCUCUAGCACUGGACCAGUAUCACUGUAAAUGUGAAUGUACUACCGCUGUUUUUUUGUUUUUGUUUUUCUCUGAGCCAACUUUUAAAUAUGUUGCAAGUGGAUGAAUGUCUAAGCUUUGCUCUGCCUUUAUAGGGAACGGGGUUUUUGAAGUGUUUGUGUUUAUAUUUGGAGAGAACGAUGAGCAUUAUUACAUUAAAUUACGACAUCGGCGUUGCUUAUGCAGUCAGAUGUUCAAGAUGAGAUGCUGCACUAAAAAACAAAGCUGCACUGCUACUUCAAAGGUUUAUAGAUGAUAUUGAUAUUUUAACCCAAAUAUGGACGCUUUUCCUGCUGUUUUGAAAUGCUGUGGAUUUUUAGUGAAUGUACUAUUAUAUAUAAAUUUCACAGCAAGCACAGUGUUGAAGUCUUGUAAAGCAUAUUCUGCAGUGUUUGAUGCUCUGGUGUUUUUCUUUAUAUGUUAUGUGCACCUUCGUGGAAAGACUACUAAAUAUGGUGUUUACGUUCCUGUAGGACUGCUGUCGUUAAUAUUUGCCCCUUUCUGAUUGUGUCUUUAUGUUCAGUGUUUCGUUUGACUUGUUUAAGUUGCUGUUUCAGAAACAGAAGAUAAAAUUGUUUGAACCUUG